This is a messenger RNA of Toxoplasma gondii ME49, 2912 nucleotides long. RefSeq lists its product as hypothetical. Bases 946 to 2211 code for a protein of 421 amino acids. Lineage: Eukaryota; Apicomplexa; Conoidasida; Eucoccidiorida; Sarcocystidae. The transcript is spliced from 2 exons. The record is from RefSeq and is a predicted model, not a curated record.
AGUGUCGCAGAGGAGCGCAACGACCCGAGACCAUUCCGCUGCACCACCAAAUCGACCAGACGACGAACUGGGGACGUGUACACUUUACUCACAGUCGGCAAGAGCGCCUACCGACCCACGAACUAACGAGACGCAGAGCCGCACGAGCCCCCGCGUAUCGGCAAAGAGACCCAACACUUCAUCUAACUCUCUGUUGGACGUGUUCCAGAUUGAGGCAACGUCGUUCGCCCAUGCACUUCGCACGAGAGCAGUACCGAAGCAGAGAAUCAAAGUCUCUUUGCUGACAACUAGACAACACACGGAUCCGGUCCAGGAUCGUGACCAAGCAAAAUAGAGCUCGAACACCGAGUUCGAUUCGGCUUCGGCGUGCCUGCGGGAAAUCUGAUGUUCAGCGACGCAUAGCCGCUUCCGAGGGCCAUGUAGACACCUUAGUUAAUGUACGAUUCCGUUCACGUUGUCGUGGCUUUGUGAUUAAACGUACAGUUAUCAGAUAGACGAGGGCUGCAACUGCUGUACAACUAGAUUCAUAUGUUGCGAUGCCUUUCCUAUCUCUGUUAGGCCGGACAUCAUGGUUUUGUGUAUGUUGCUAUGCCAGUGUGCGACGUUCGAACAACGGCCACGAAACGCACGACGUUUGAUAAUGAAUGAAUCUUCGUCACAGAGCGAGCUGAAUGAAGGAGACGUCAGCUAGUACUGGGUCACUCGUCGCUACUGCCAGAUGACGAUGUGUGCAACGACAGUAGCGAUUUCGCUGAACAAACUGGCCGCCGCGGACGCGUUACGUCGUGACUGUGCAUACAUCCGAAUGUAGAGAACCAACAACCCUACUUUCAAUAGCAAUUAUGAGCCCAUUGUUCGUUCUCAAUCUUGUUGAGCUCGCAACGAAGCUGACGCUGACCAUGUCGCGAAGAGUUCAGUACCUCGGGGAAGUCUCCCCCAGGAUGCAUGAAAGCAACUCGUGCGGAGGGUCAUUCUAAAACUUGUGUGUUCCGUUGUUGGGCUCCAUUGCGUGCUGCUUUGCGAUUGGAAGGAGAAACACUUUACGGCCCGAACGGCAACAUGCACAACUUAGUCCUGGCGUUGCUGGCAUUUCUGUCUUCAUGGGAAGACUACGAAACCAGGUACGAUUCUCUGGAGGACCAUCAAAAUCGUCUCCACCUAUCAAUUCACGAAGAAACGGCUUGGAGAGCCAAUACGCACAGGCUGAGAUCGAAAUCUUGCGAAUCCUUGAAUAAAGGAAACUACUUUGCAGAAACAGGUCGUGGUUUGCCUUUACAGAACCAUGUCCGAGUUCCGCUGCAGGCUUCGGUUGCUCGGCGGCUUUCUGACCGGGAGUCGGAAAAGAGGAGUCAAGGUGGCGACAACGGAAACGGCACUACCCCACCUUUGCCACCACGGCGGACCCCGUCUCCGCGGCCUUCAGGAGCCAGUGGAGUUGUGCAACAAAGUGGUGCCAGUGUGCGCACGCCUAUGAUGUUGGGGACAGGUGGCCAACACCUCUCUGACCAGGGAGCUACAGGUGCAGUCGCACCAUCAGUGCAAUCUUCCUCAGCCGCUGCUGCCAGUGGUGCGGGCGCAUUGCCUCUAGUCCAAUUUUUCGGAAGCGGUAGAGGUUUGCUUCAACCCCCUCAUCUCUGCCGGGAGUGUAACAUUGUAGAGACAGCUGUGGGGGCGCUUAUGCUGACACGAGAACGGAGACGGGCUGCCGCGCGUGAGGCAGCUGAUCGAAUAGCGGCACUGGAGUUGCGGCAUUCGGAUCUUGUCGAUUCAUUUAGACGGGGAAGUCUCGGACUAGGUGUACAGGCGGGUUCUGUCCUCGAGAGUCACCGGGCUCUGCGACAGGCACGCCAAGACGCUCUACAAGAAGCAAAAGUGUUCCAGGAAGAAGAAGCCACCUUGCAAGAUUUUAUUGAUGCGAGCUACCACGAGCGUGAGAGGCAAGAGCACAGAAGUCAUGACCUUCACAAGCGGCGCCUGCGAAAUCAGCUAGCAGAAUAUGCUCUGUUACGGGCCGAGGCGGCACUAGAACGACAACUUCAAGCGGCGACGCUCCAGAGGCGGCUCAUGGACGUACUCUCACAGGCCUUAGUCGCAGAAGGCGAGGAAGACAUUCGUCGGAUGAGAGAUGAAGAAGAAACAAUUCGACGGCAACUCCAGGACCUGGACGAGGAAAGGACGAAUCCGCACCGUGGCCGUAGGAAACCCGCCUGAUGCAGCAGUCACCAGAUACGUCAAGUGUGCCAUGCAGAGCUACUUGAGAAAACAACAAUGCUUCUGAACGCGAAAUGGCGGUAUCGGAGGUGUAAUGUACGUAACGGAACGAGGAACUCCCUGAUCUUACUUUGUCAGUCAUGCUAUACGGAAAGCAGAAUGCCUUCACUAUAGCAGAUGUGCAUCCCUUUAAGUGUGAGGGACGCAGGAGCCCGUUUUGCGCCGCGUGAUUCUGUUGACACUGACACCUUCUCAUUCGUUUCAUUUUCUACUAAGAAGCAGGUGCGACGCUGUGAACGUGAUUUUCUGGCAAAGUGAUACACGACUGCGGGAUUCCCAAUGAAUGCUGUGGGGCACGUUUCACCGUAUCAAGGAAACAAACUAAACGUCACGUGGGAAUGCAGCACAUACGCCAGUUACCCUUUUCUUAGCAAGAGGUCGAUGAAGAAACCAAAACCGCUUUUACAGCAUAUUUGACAUAGUCAAUCGAGGGGCAAACGAAACAUUGAAGAGUGCCAGUGUCGUUUUGAAAGUCUACAUUCGAUUGGCGGCCAACACCCACCCCCAAGCGUAUCUAAUUGAUAGUGCGGUUUCCGAUGCCUCUAUUGAACAACUGAGUUGCCGGACAAGUGGCCAGCUGUGUUGGCAGACAGAGUGGUGAACAAAUCUGUAUUCAGAAACUUCUGAAUGGCUGUAGUCGU